This is a messenger RNA of Mangifera indica (mango), 1700 nucleotides long. RefSeq names its product NAC domain-containing protein 35. The record is from RefSeq and is a predicted model, not a curated record. The transcript has 3 exons. Gene Ontology annotation, biological process: regulation of DNA-templated transcription. NCBI's taxonomy places the organism in Eukaryota, Viridiplantae, Streptophyta, Magnoliopsida, Sapindales, Anacardiaceae. The coding region runs from base 277 to 1509 and encodes 410 amino acids. Gene Ontology annotation, molecular function: DNA binding.
CUGAGAGCUAUGAAGAUCUUUCUAUUUACUCCCUCCAUUUAUUCUCCUUCUUCUUCUUCUUCUUCUUCUUCUUCACCAUUUUCUCUCUCUCAUAAAUUAACAAUCAACCAAAAAAUAAAAAAUUAUUUAUUUAAUUAACUAUUGGUUCAAAUCUUGCCUACCUCUUGCAUAUAUACCACUCAAAUUCUGUUCAAUACUUUCAAGUAUAUAAAGAGCUAGCUGGCCAAACCUCAAUCUCUAACUUCAUUAUUUAUUGUCCUUUUUUUCUUUAAGUUUAUGGCAAUUGCAGCAGCAAGCAUGAGCAACGAUAAUAACAGUAACAACAACAACAACAACAACAACAAGGAUGACGAUGAUGACCACCAUGAACAUGACAUGGUGAUGCCUGGUUUUCGUUUCCAUCCUACCGAAGAAGAACUGGUUGAAUUCUACCUUCGCCGUAAGGUUGAGGGCAGGCGUUUCAAUGUCGAGCUCAUCACUUUUCUUGAUCUGUACCGCUAUGACCCUUGGGAACUUCCUGCUUUGGCGGCGAUAGGAGAGAAAGAGUGGUUCUUUUAUGUGCCGAGAGAUCGAAAGUAUAGAAACGGUGACAGGCCUAAUAGAGUGACGACUUCUGGGUAUUGGAAGGCGACCGGAGCUGAUCGAAUGAUCAGAAGUGAGAGCUGUCGAUCAAUUGGGUUGAAGAAAACCCUAGUCUUCUACUCUGGGAAAGCUCCUAAAGGCAUCAGAACCAGUUGGAUCAUGAAUGAGUAUCGUCUUCCUCAGCAUGAAACUGAACGAUACCAGAAGGUCGAGAUAUCGCUUUGCCGCGUGUACAAGAGAGCUGGAGUUGAAGACCAUCCAUCUCUUCCUCGUUCGCUCCCAACGAGAGCCUCAUCUUCAUCAUCAUCAAGAAGCUUUACGCCAUCGAAUAAAUAUCCUCAAGAGGCAGCUCAACAUGUAGCAAUGGAGAGGUUCCAAACUUUUGGAACUCAAUCUCAUAAUUCACCUCAACUUGAUAUCGAAAAGAUAAGUGAAACAGAUGGAAGUACAACCUCAGAUGUUACCAUAGUUCUUGGGCUUUCAAAACAAAACGUUUACCGUCCAACAAUGGCUCCAAUCAGCACCUCACUCGGGCUGCCGUCUUCCAUUGAAGAGGAAGGCUUGUUCCUUCACCAGUCUAAACAAGUAUUCAAUUCUUUAGUCCCCACUUGCACCACUCUAUUUCCCGGCGGAUCCUCUUCUGUGUCGUCAAACUCCGCCGCGGCCACUGCCCUUGAUGAGUUUCACCGAUUAUUAACGUACCAACAAGCUUCCAUUAACCAGCAACAACAACAACAACAACAACCGUAUAAUUUCAAUCACCACUUGCAAUUCUCCACUUUGCAACCUCAUCAAGUGCAGGCGGCGCCGCAGGGACUCAACACUCUAACAACUUCACUUCCAACUGCAGCUUUAAUCUCAGAUAGACUGUGGGAGUGGAACCCAAUUCCAGAAGCAAACAGAGACUACAACGAGGCAUUCAAGUAAAUUAGUUCAAUCCUAUCACUAGACCGAUUAUUAUUUAUCUAGCUAGUUCUUAAUUUCUCAACUGCAUGUUUUGUGUUAUUAGCUUUAAUACAUGACUGAUUAUUGAUGAAUUUUAUCUGCGACUCUACUAGGGUUUAAUUUUAUGUUAAUAUAUAUAACAAGUGAUUAAUUUGAUUGUUUCUUUAUUCUAA